Brassica oleracea var. oleracea is the source of this 2067-nucleotide messenger RNA. Its product is annotated as protein LAZ1 homolog 1. Gene Ontology annotation, biological process: transport. The record is from RefSeq and is a predicted model, not a curated record. Bases 423 to 1889 code for a protein of 488 amino acids. The transcript has 7 exons. Gene Ontology annotation, molecular function: transporter activity. NCBI's taxonomy places the organism in Eukaryota, Viridiplantae, Streptophyta, Magnoliopsida, Brassicales, Brassicaceae.
UAAUUCUAAUCUUUUUCUCCCAUUGAUACGAGCAACUUCGAAGGGGACUCUGCUCUUCUUUUUUUUUUUUAAUUGGGGGAACGAAUUUGAUCCGCGGCUUUCAAACUCGCGUGAGUUGCAAUUUUUUCUUUAUUGGGUCGGCGAUUUAGGGUUUUGAUGCGUUGAAUUGCGUAGACUGUUUCCCUCCUCUCUGUGAGACAUUCUGGGUUCCGAAAGAUUCGAUUUUUGAUAUUAAAAAGUUUAAAAAGAUGUGAUUUUGAUUAUAACCCCCAGUCUAAUUCGUGUCUUGUUUACUCAUAAUGCAGUUCUCACCACUGCCAUUGGAUCAGUGUUUGGUAUCUAUGGAACACUUGUUUUGGUGAAAGUGCCUUCCUCUUGCUUGAUGUGGAGAUAUUGAACUUUUUGCUUUCACUGUUUUCAAAAUGGAGUGGAGAGGAAUCAUCUGCACUCUCUUCUUUAUUCUUUCCAUUGGAGAGUCCUCAAGCAGAUUCCAGAUGAUUUGGCUUCCUAACCUCGGUGCUGGUGUUGACGUUGCUGGAACAUACUUCACUUGGCCAAUCUUAAGUGCCAGCGUUUUCGUUACUGUGGCCAUCCUCAUCUCCAUGUAUCUCAUCUUUGAGCACCUAGCUUCUUAUAAUCAGCCUGAGGAACAGAAGUUUCUUAUUGGACUUAUUCUCAUGGUCCCUGUCUAUGCCCUGGAAUCGUUUCUGUCUUUGGUGAACUCAGAAGCAGCUUUUAACUGCGAGGUGAUUCGCGAUUGUUAUGAAGCCUUUGCACUCUACUGUUUUGAGAGAUACAUGAUAGCUUGUCUAGAUGGAGAAGAACGUACGAUUGAAUUCAUGGAACAGCAGACAGUGAUCACCCAGACCACUCCUCUUCUCGAAGGCACAUGUUCUUAUAAAGUUGUGGAGCAUCCUUUCCCAAUGAACUGUUUCCUUAAAGACUGGAACCUUGGUCCUCAGUUUUAUCACGCUGUUAAAAUUGGCAUCGUUCAAUAUAUGAUACUGAAGAUGAUCUGUGCUCUAUUAGCAAUGCUCCUUGAAGCCUUUGGAGUUUAUGGAGAAGGCAAGUUCCAAUGGAACUACGGGUAUCCAUAUCUGGCUGUAGUCCUGAACUUCAGCCAAACAUGGGCAUUGUAUUGCCUUGUACAGUUCUACAACGUCAUCAAAGACAAGCUAGCACCCAUCAAACCAUUAGCCAAGUUUCUAACCUUCAAGUCUAUUGUAUUCCUCACCUGGUGGCAAGGCAUCAUCGUCGCGUUCCUCUUCUCCAUGGGACUCUUCAAAGGGUCUUUAGCUAAGGAGCUCAAAACGAGGAUACAAGACUACAUCAUCUGCAUAGAGAUGGGUGUUGCCGCCGUGGUUCAUCUCUACGUCUUCCCAGCGGCUCCCUACAAGCGCGGGGAGAGAUGCGUCCGCAACGUGGCGGUGAUGUCGGAUUACGCGUCUAUAGACACGCCUCCUGACCCGGAAGAGGUUAAGGACAGCGAGAGAACGACUAGGGUGAGGUACGGGAGGCAUGAUGAUGAGUGGGAGAAGCGUUUGAACUUCCCGCAGAGCGUGCGGGAUGUGGUGGUGGGGAGCGGGGAGAUCAUUGCUGAUGACAUGAGGUUCACGGUUUCUCACGUGGUGGAGCCGGUGGAGAGAGGGAUAGCGAAGAUUAACAGGACGUUUCAUCAGAUAUCUGAAAACGUGAAGAGGUUUGAGCAGAAGAAGAGGAGGAGUAAAGAUGAUUCGUAUGUGAUUCCGCUGAAUCCGUGGACGAAAGAGUUCUCUGAGGUUCAUGAGGAUCUCCAUGAAGGUGGGAGUGUGAGUGAUAGCGGUUUGGGGAGUACGAAGCGGCGUCAACAGUCUAGAGUCUCGGGACUGUGGAGUAGAAUGCGAAGGUGAGGACGAAAGAGUUCUCGUCUUCUUGACCAUUUUGACAAAAGAAGCUGUAGAUGUUUAUGAGAUGAUGAUGCUAAUGUGAUGGGUUACUUAUACAGAGGUAACAAACAGAUUGCUACUAACUAGAUUUCUCUGCUCUUGAUACAACUUUAUGGAGAAGUUAGAAUCUGUAUUUCGCUUA